AUGUCGUCAAUGGACUCCGAACUAGAAUCCUCCGCUCAGUCGUUAUUGCUCAGUUGCACAAUCGCUACAUCCGUCGUAGGAGUAGAAAAGGACUAUAUUGCUGCAUUUGGCGCCUUGCAGUCGGAAUACGGCUUCCCAGGAAAUUUUGCUGUCAGCUCUCCAUCCAAUCCCACAUUCCAAGACGCUUGCCAAGACCCAUUGGGCCUCGUUCCCUGGAAGCCAUUUAUCCAACUGCUCAAGCGGAUGUCUACGACAGUUAUCCGGUUAGCAGCAAAGGCACUGAACGACGGAGCAACUUUGGAAAAAGAACUACUCGAGGAUUGA
Mycena indigotica is the source of this 324-nucleotide messenger RNA. RefSeq lists its product as uncharacterized. The coding region runs from base 1 to 324 and encodes 107 amino acids. The record is from RefSeq and is a predicted model, not a curated record. The transcript is spliced from 2 exons. Lineage: Eukaryota; Fungi; Basidiomycota; Agaricomycetes; Agaricales; Mycenaceae.